Hyaloperonospora brassicae is the source of this 456-nucleotide messenger RNA. NCBI's taxonomy places the organism in Eukaryota, Oomycota, Peronosporomycetes, Peronosporales, Peronosporaceae. The record is from the annotation of a GenBank genome assembly.
AUGGCAGCAGUGUCGCUGCAUGGCGUGGAGACCGCAUUCGGCAAUCGGCGCGACGGCAUGACUCGCAGCCUGUCGCCCACGUGUGGCCACGCGCCCGCAUCGCCGCUGCGUCAGCGCCGUUUCAAUCUCAAGAAGCUGCGCGAACUCGCACGCAGCGACGAGUUUUCCGACAGCGAGAGUGACGGCGUGGACAGCGAAGAGAAGGAGAACGUCGACGGCGUCGCGGACGCUGUGGCCGGCACCGAGUUUGUGCCCUAUCGCUUCCCUUUGUCUCCGUGUCCGAUCGUAGUAGCGCGACGCCGGAAACAACAAAAGAAGAGCGACUACGAGACCGGCAGCAGCGCAAAAGGCGACGAGUGGGAAGUGAUUGACAAGUCGCCGACGUUCGAGAGCAUUGCGGAAGGCACGAUGGACUUGGGUGGAGAGAGCUGGUUCGUGCAGGAAAGAGAGCAAUAA